AUGGCUGCCGCAACCUCCAUCACCUCCGACGCCUACCACCUCGGCUGCGAUGUAGGCGGGACCUUCACAGACGCGUGUGCUUUCUCCCCCAAAGGUCGCAUCUUCAGAGCAAAGGUCCCCUCGACGCCGCAGGAUCAGAGUAUUGGCGUGAAGAAUAGCAUUGAGAAGCUCCGCUCCAUCAUCAAAGCGGCAGAGCCAGACUUCGAUGGCAAGUUCGGCGCGCUCCACCAUGGCUCGACUGUCGCAACCAAUGCCCUGCUUGAAGGCAAAGGCGUGCCGGCCGCACUCAUCGUGACAGAAGGCCACAAGGAUGUGCUUGUUGCGCGGCGAUCGCAAAUACCUGGCGGCCUUGCGAGCUGGAUUCAGUGGAGCCCGCCACCACCGAUCAUCCCGCUCGAGCGAACACUGCAGGUGCCGGAGCGCAUUGGUGUAGAUGGAGAGGUGGUCAAGCCGGUUGACAAAGAUGCUCUGCGCCAGGAGCUGCAGAGAGUGAAAGGCAAGGUCCAAGCUGUGACUGUCAGCUUGCUGAACUCGUGGGUGUCCGGCAAGCAUGAGCAAGAGGUAGCUGCCGUGGUGAAGGAGGUGCUUGGAGAUGAUGUUGCGGUAUCUCUGUCACACGCGGUUCUGCCAGAGCUCGGUGAGUACGAGCGUACGGUGACCACAGCUACCAACUCUGUUGUUACUCCCGAAGUGAAGAGGUAUCUAGCCGGGCUAAGAGAGAAGCUACGGGAGGAUACCGCGAACGUCAGCAUCCUGAAGAGCGACGGAGGUCUGACGAAUCUCGAUCUUGCUGGCGAACUGCCUGUGAACAUCCUCAUGUCUGGCCCAGCCGGCGGCGUCAAGGGCAUCACGAGCAUCAUUGCAAAGUCGACAGAACACAAGAACUUGGUCACCCUAGAUAUGGGAGGUACAUCGACGGAUGUCGCUCUGAUUCCGGAUGGCCAACCAUCCCUUCGCCGAGAGACAGUGGUUGGCGACCUCACUGUGCGCUCUCCCUCCGUCGACGUCAGGACGAUCGGCGCCGGUGGUGGUAGUCUGGCCUUCUUCGAGCCACUGACGAAUACUCUUCGCGUGGGCCCAGAGUCAUCUGGAGCGAAUCCAGGACCUGCUUGCUACGGAAGGGGAGGUACCCAGGCCACAGUCACAGACGCCAACCUCGUGCUUGGCUACCUACCGCAGACUCUGCUAGGCGGCGAGUUCAAACUCGACGUCGAAGCAGCAAGGACAGCAGUCUCGAAUCUGGCAAAGCAGAUGGGCAAGACAAUGUACGAAGCUGCGGAGGCUAUCAUCGACCUGGCCAACGAGACAAUCUACGGAGCCCUGCGACUGGUUUCUGUCGAGCGUGGCCACAACCCGGCAGACUUCGCUCUGGUUGCCUUUGGUGGCGCAGGACCCAUGUGCGCCAACGCAGUUGGAAAGCUACUCGGAGCAUGGCCGGUUAUUGUCCCUGCAGCACCUGGCAUUCUCUGUGCACAGGGCGAUGCUACAACCAAGAUGAGCCACGAGCUGUCCGCUUCCUUCAUUCAUUUGCUGUCUUCUACGAGCAUGGAAGCCAUCAGCAAGGAGUAUCAAAGCCUGGAACAACGAUGUGUACAGACUGUCAAGGACGCCCUGGAGAAGAAAGACCCGGAGCUCGCCACUGUGUAUCAAGCUGCUCUCCGAUACAAAGGACAAGCGUUGGAACUCACAAUCAGCCUCACUGCUGAGGAGAUCGCGAAGCCCAUGGACGAGUUUGAACAGAUCGCCCGUGCCAAGUUCGACGUUAUCCACCAGCAGCAGUUCAGCUAUACUCUGGAGUCCUUUGCCUUGGAGCUGACUAGGUUGACUGUCACUGUGACUGACGCUUCUCCGGACAUUGAGAUUCCUCGAAUUCCCAAGGCCGACUCCGCAGCCCCACCAGACUCUGCAGUCAUCGAGAAGAAGACGAUUGUGGUACAAGGUAAAGAGCAUGAAGCAACCUUCUGGGACCGCACCGCCAUCAGUAAAGCUGGGUCCACCGUCAACGGCCCUUGCGUAAUCGUCGAGAUGGACUCCAACACACUGAUCCAGCCAGGGUUCAGGGGAGAGAUCGACACCGUUGGAAACAUCUGCAUCUCCCCCAUGCCAGGCAACGAGAUGCCAACCUUCCGAUCAAAGACUGGUCUCGCCUCGACCGGCAAGACGGACGAGCAGAAGGCUGCUGAGGCGAAGAAGAUUGUGGAAGACAUCCCCACUGUGCCGACUCUCAUUGGCUCCUCACUGGCAAGCAUCCGUUCGGAGAUGGACACUCUGAUGCUGAGAUGUUCCAUGUCGCCGGCUAUCCGCGAGCAGCAAGAUGAGUUUAACGUUAUCACUGAUUCUUCGGGCAAGAUGCUUGUUGGGCAGUUUGGCUCUUUCAUCGGGCAAUUUUUGAAGAUCUGGACCUAUAAAGUCAACCGUGGCGAUGUUGAACCCAUUCACGAAGGGGAUGUGUUCGUCACGAACGAUGUGUACGAAGUCGAGGGCGCUGUCUCUCAUCUCAACGAUGUGAUUGUACUGCUUCCAAUUUGGUUCGAGCAUAAAUUGGUGGGCUGGGCUGCUAACUUUGGUCACUUGACCGAUGUCCAGGGCCAAGUGCCCGGGUCCAUGAGCAUUAACGCCCAAACCAUCUUUGACGACGGCCUCCAGGUUCCGACCAUGAAGCUGUUCGACCGUGGAGUAAUGAACAAGCCCAUCGUCGAGCUGAUGUGCCGCAACAGCAGGCAGCCCGAUUGGCUUCGAUCAGAUCUCUUGGCCUUGAUCUCUUCAUGCCGCACUGCAGCGACAAGAGUAUGCGAACUCUGCGAACGCUUUGGUCCCGAAGUAUAUGCUGCAUCGACCGACAUUCUGCUAAGCCGGACUCGCUCGGCCGUCAGCCAGCUGAUCGAAGACCAUAUGAGCGAUGAGCCGUCCACCUUUGUCGAUUUUGUGGAUGAUGACGGCCACGGCAGAGGUCCAUUCGCGAUCAAGUGCACGCUUACGAAGCCUGCGAAGAACAAGUUGCGCUUUGACUGGGGCGGCAGCAGUCCGCAGGCGAGUAGUAGUAUCAACUACUACUUGAGCGAGACUAUGUUCAAGAUGUUCGUAGGCUACUACCUCCUCACGGUGCACGCCCCCUUCACCAUCCCCAACGACGGCUUCCACGACCUCCUCGAAGUCGACAUCCCCCUCGGCUCCAUCAUCAAGCCCGUCCGUCCCGCAGCGCUCAGUUGCCGCACCCACUUCCUCGGUCGCAGUAUGGACGUUAUGCAAGCGCUGUUCGGGCAGAAGAACUCGGCUUUCAUGACCGCGGCUGGCUUCAGCGAUAGCCCGCACUUCUUCUACUCUGGCUUCAAACCGAACGGCGAGUGGUAUCAGCUCUACCAGAUCGCUUUUGGCGGUGUGCCAGCGAGGCCGAAGGGCGAUGGGCCGGAUUGCCAUUGCUUGUUCCCGGCGAUUAAGAGUGUGCCGACUGAGUCGAUUGAGCUGAACUUCCCGGUGAGGCUGGAGGUUAAUGAGGCCGUAGCGGACAGUGGUGGUGCUGGUUUCCAUCGUGGCGGGAAUGCGCAGAAGACGCUGUAUCGGUUCUUGUCGGCUGGGGAGUUCAGCUUGCAUGAUGAUCGUUGGUUUACCAUGCCUUGGGGUGUUCGGGGUGGUAAGCCCGGGAGCAGGAGCAAGAAGGCGAUCCAUCGGCUGCAGAAGGACGGAGGGUAUGAGGUUACGCUGCUGCCGUCCAAGUGCGAUCAUGUGAAGGUCAAGCCUGGCGACCUCCUCGAAUGGCAAACUUGGGGCGGCGGCGGCCUGGGCGACCCCCUCACCCGCCCCGCCGAGAGCGUCGCCCUCGAGGUCAAGCGCAAGCUCGUCACCGUCGCCGGCGCAAAGAAUAACUACGGCGUCAUCCUCGAUCCGUCCACUCUCGAGCUCGACACCGCCGCCACAGAGACCUUGCGAGCAGACAUCGAGAAAGCUGAAGCAGGCAAGGAAGCACCGCUGUACGACCGCGGAGGCAGUAUGCAGGAGUUGGUGGCGAGGUGUAAAGAGGAGACGGGCUUUGAGGCGCCGAGACCGCAGUGGGAGGAGGAGAUUUAUGGACCUCAUGUUGCGCUGCCUUAUGUGCAGGAGUGGUAUAAGAAGGGGAGGGAGGUGGGGUAUGAUAUCUGGAAGGUGUAG
Molecule: messenger RNA, 4146 nt
Organism: Saxophila tyrrhenica
Lineage: Eukaryota; Fungi; Ascomycota; Dothideomycetes; Mycosphaerellales; Extremaceae
Exons: 4
Coding region: 1-4146 (1381 amino acids)
Biological process (GO): glutathione metabolic process
Cellular component (GO): cytosol
Molecular function (GO): 5-oxoprolinase (ATP-hydrolyzing) activity
Source: RefSeq, a predicted model, not a curated record